Nicotiana tabacum (common tobacco) is the source of this 1501-nucleotide messenger RNA. The record is from RefSeq and is a predicted model, not a curated record. Lineage: Eukaryota; Viridiplantae; Streptophyta; Magnoliopsida; Solanales; Solanaceae.
UAGUAUCAUUUGCUUUAGAAAAACGAAAAAGAAAAAAGAGAGAAGCCCAAAGGCUUUUGAGGCAGUCUCUAUUGACGCGUAUCCGUUCCUAUAUUGGCGAAAAUUCAACAUCGUGCCUUGUAAUACAAAAUCCAAAAGCAUCGAACCUCCAAUUUCAAGAAUUCUUUCUUGGCUUCUGUCUUUUCUGGAAUUCAAUACAAUCAUCCAUUCUAUCGNAUCUAUCGUUUUUUCUCUCCCUUUUUCUGUCUCCAUAAUUUAGAGGAAUCGAACACACCGCUUAUUUUUUCUUAAGGCCUUGAUCAGAAAGGGCAUUCACUCAUUCGGGGGUUUCCUGAAGAGAGCGGGUGCCCAAUUGCCUUGCUUCUUCAUUUGCUCGCUGAAGGUCGUUCCUCAGUUUUAUUUAGUUACUCUAAGCUCCAGUCGCCACAAGUUUUGCUUCCACAAUCAGGAUAUCGUGACACUUUUGGGAUUGUCAAUGACACUUGAAAAGGUUUUUGUGGUACCAACAUAGGUUUAAGACGGUAUCAUGGGCGCAGUUUGUUGCUGCUUACGAGACGAUUGUGAAGAUUUUGCCAAUCCAAACAGCUCAACGUAUAGGAACUGUAUAUGCCUUGGAACUCUAGUUCAGAACUUCUUGCAUGUGUAUACAUCACUUUUCCAUAGAGGAGAACAACAUAUCAUUCCUUCAUCUGAUCAAGGUGCUGCAUCUUUGAGUUCUACAACAUCUCUUGAUGACUCACUGUCUGACGUUUACCGUUCUCCUCCGAGACCACUGCCUUAUGAUGCUGAUCCAAGAUAUUUCCGCUUGCAACAAGACAGACAAGUCUCGAGAAGGGAGAAAGGCUCAAGCCACUCACAUGAGGAAACUGAACCACUACAAAGAAGCUUUGACGAUUCCGAAUCAUUAAGUGAUGUAAAUAAAUGGAGUCAACCUACAUUUGAAGAAGGAUCAAAAGAAUACAACAAAUCUUCUGUGGAAUUCUCAACAGCUAAAAUGACUUCCGGAGAUGCUCAUAUUUAUUAUUAUUCAGAAGAUGAAGAUGUCUGUCCGACAUGUCUUGAAGAAUACACCGACGAAAACCCAAAAAUAAUGACAAAAUGCUCUCACCAUUUCCACCUGAGUUGUAUAUAUGAGUGGAUGGAAAGAAGUGACAGCUGUCCAGUUUGUGGCAAGGUGAUGGCUUUUGAUGAGACUACCUGAUCUUUGCUCAAGAAGUUACAGUCGAGGGUGAAACCAGCAGUAAUAGGGGAUUAUAAAACCGAAACAGAUGAAUUUGAAGUCCGUGUGAAUACCAUGUUGCUAAAUAUGUUAGCGUGUAUAGUAAAUACGAAAUAACUGAUAAACAUACCCCUGAUGAAUGCUUGAGUUUCGAUAUUGUUAUGGUUUUCAAUUUAACUUUGUACUCCCAGUUGGGUGGAUUUUCCAGACAAAGUUGUGACUGAUGUAACAACAUAGUUCAGAGCUUCUUAUCUUGGUAUAAUAUUGCCAAGGUUUUGGUCA